Molecule: messenger RNA, 2594 nt
Organism: Nicotiana tabacum (common tobacco)
Lineage: Eukaryota; Viridiplantae; Streptophyta; Magnoliopsida; Solanales; Solanaceae
Product: vacuolar fusion protein MON1 homolog
Biological process (GO): vesicle-mediated transport; protein targeting to vacuole
Source: RefSeq, a predicted model, not a curated record
CCCAAAUUAAAACCGGUCCAACCGCGGUCCAAAGAGAAGUCACCAACCGGUCAGAAGCUGGGAGAGAAUCGUCUAAACGUGUUUUUCGUGCUUUCAGUCGAACAACAGCGACUGGUAGGAGCAGCAAUGGACACAAAAUUUCGAUUUCCAUUUCUCUUUUAUUCUCCAUCGCAGUUCAAUCAUUUUUGUUUAUCAUCCUAAUUUCACUCUUUCCACUGAAUCAUCACAACUCUGUAAUAACUAUUUUCAUCUCCAUUUCACAGUCUUCUCCGAUGCCUCCUAACUCUGACUCCUCCGAUGAUGAUCAAAAUCCUAACCCUAACCCUAAGCCUAGCUCAAUUGAUCAGUCUUUGGACGUAAUCGAGAAUCAAUUAGCUUCAAUAUCAAUCGUCCAACCUGAACCCGAAUCGGAUACCAAUUCGGAUACCAACGGAACGUCGCCGUCGAAGCUCACCAAGGGAUCGUUGAACGAGAAUUUUGAUGGCGAUAAUGGAAAUUUGAGACACGGCAAUGUGAUGGAGAAAUCCAGCUCGUCCAAAAUCGUGGGGAGGAACAAUUCAGGGAUGGAAGAAAUGGAGGAACCUUCAAGUCCAAGUAGCAGUGGGUAUGCUGGUGAGAGGGGAAGUAGCAAUGCUAGUAGUAGUGGUAGGGGUGGUUCUGGAAAUGGGGAAGUUGAUGAUGAGAUUCAUGAAAUUGUGAAUAAUAAUUCACUAGACGGAGUUUUAGAUUCUGAUGUACAAUGGCUUCCUGGAAAACGCCAUGGCAGUGAGGAUGAUGCUUCCAUUUCCUGGAGAAAAAGAAAGAAACACUUCUUUAUUUUGAGUCACUCAGGAAAACCAAUAUACUCAAGAUAUGGAGAUGAACACAAGCUCGCUGGAUUCUCUGCCACUUUGCAAGCCAUCAUAUCAUUUGUGGAGAAUGGGGGUGAUCGAGUCAACCUGAUCAGAGCUGGAAAGCACCAGGUAGUAUUUCUUGUGAAGGGACCUAUUUACUUGGUUUGCAUAAGCUGUACAGAAGAGCCUUACAUGUCACUAAGGGGGCAACUAGAGCUCCUAUAUAAUCAGAUGAUACUUAUCCUUACAAGGUCUGUAAAUAGAUGUUUUGAGAAGAAUGCAAAGUUUGAUAUGACACCUCUGCUUGGAGGAACAGAUGUCGUCUUCUCUUCUCUGAUCCAUUCUUUCAGUUGGAAUCCAGCCACUUUUCUCCAUGCAUACACAUGCCUACCACUUGCUUAUGCAACAAGGCAAUCUGCUGGGGCUAUCUUGCAGGAUGUAGCUGAUUCAGGCGUCUUGUUUGCUAUAUUAAUGUGUAAACACAAGGUUAUCAGUCUCGUUGGUGCCCAAAAAGCCUCUCUUCACCCUGAUGAUAUGCUAUUGCUAUCCAAUUUUGUUAUGUCUUCUGAAUCAUUUAGGACAUCAGAAUCCUUCUCACCUAUUUGUCUACCAAGAUUCAAUCCCAUGGCAUUUUUAUAUGCUUAUGUGCAUUACCUUGAUGGUGACACAUACUUAAUAUUGCUGACUACAAGUUCAGAUGCCUUUUAUCAUCUUAAAGAUUGCAGGAUUCGUGUUGAAAAUGUACUUUUGAAGUCCAAUGUGCUCGGUGAAGUUCAAAGAUCCAUGGUAGAUGGUGGCAUGCGCAUUGAAGAUUUACCUGAUGACCGUUGUUCCCGUUCUGGAGCAGUCUCCCCUCAUUUGGGUCAGCAUGGACAUGCAAUGGAUUCAUCAGAGAGAUUCGACGAAGCAUUCCUAGGUGUUGGUGGCCCUGCUGGACUUUGGCAUUUUAUAUAUCGAAGUAUUUAUCUUGACCAGUACGUCUCAUCAGAGUUUUCCUCACCAAUAAACAGCAGACGACAGCAAAAAAGGUUAUAUAGAUCUUACCAGAAGAUCUAUUCAUCGAUGCAUGAAGAAGGAAUUGGGCCUCACAAAACUCAGUUUAAAAGGGAUGAUAAUUGUGUUCUCUUGUGCUGGGUUACCCCGGAUUUCGAACUUUAUGCUGUAUUUGAUCCUCUGGCAGACAAGGCUCUUGCAAUUAAAACUUGCAAUAGGGUAUGUCAGUGGAUGAAGGAUGUAGAAAAUGAAAUUUUCUUGUUGGGAGCGAGCCCUUUUUCAUGGUGGAGUGUUCCAGGCAAUACUCCAUUGCCGGAGUUUGCAGAGAUAUCCUUAUGAAUUUCUCUUGAAAGGUUUUGGUGAAUUUGGACGUGGCGUCACAUUGGUUAAAUGCAUAAGACAAGAGGAUUGCAAAAGGAUACAAUUCCAUAUUCGGCUUGGAUGUUACCCACGUUAACGUUGUAACUGAGCAUGCUGAACUGGGGAAACAAUAUGAUAGUAGCUUCCUUGGAGAAGCAAUUUUAAGGUUUUCGCAAGGAAUCGUACAAUCGACAGAGAAGAAUAAAACCCAAAGUAUUUGUCAAAAAUUGGACACUUGUUUCAUAUACAAGAGAAAGUUCAGUGGAUGGUCUGGAAACAAUAACUAUUGCAUUGUGAUGUUCUCCAUUAAUGAUAUGGUACAGAAUAAAUGUACCAGAACAGCCGUCUGAGUAUGGAUUUCAUUUUACUAACUAAAAUCUAUGUUGCAAUAUUAUUGAUUUCUUGCUA